CAUUGAGGAACAAAAGUCAGUCGGAGAAAAUCAAUUUCAAAUCAUGGUUUGGAUACCGGGACCAAUUUUUCAAGAUUUGUGUGAUAUGGGAGAAAAAUGUACAGAUUGUCCCUCACAAAUUGUCAUGUUUGUGACGAUUCUCUCUCUUAUUUUCGGACAAAGUGACAAAAAAUCGCCCCGUAAAAUACCGAGAGAAUUAGAUUUUAUAAUUGUCGGAGCAGGUUCAGCGGGUUGUGUUCUCGCUAAUCGUUUAACGGAAAACAGAAAUUGGAAUGUUCUCCUUUUGGAAGCUGGUGAAGAACAAAUUGAAAUUUUGCGAUUGCCAUCGGUAUUUCUAGCAACACUUGGCAGUAAUUUUGAUUGGGAUUAUAAAACAGAAGCAGAAAAUAAUUCCUGUCGAAAAAAUGGAUGCAUAAUGCCUCGAGGGAAGACAAUGGGUGGAACAAGUUCCAUAAACGGUAUGUUGUACGUCAGAGGAUCUCCUUCGGAUUAUAAUGAAUGGGCUGAAUUGGGUAACAAAGGAUGGAACUACGAAAGAGUUUUGCACUAUUUCAAAAAAUCCGAAAAUAAUCGAGAUGAUGACGAAAAUGAAAUGACACUCGAUGAAACACCUUGGCCUCUCUGUAAACAAUUUCCAUUUAAUUCCGAUGAUUAUUGGUCGUGUAUGCUGACAUAUUACACGACUACUAUUUAUCAUCCGGUGGGAACUUGUAAAAUGGGUCCAAAAUCCGAUAAGGAAGCUGUUGUCGAUCCUAGAUUACGAGUCUACGGAAUAAAAGAACUGAGAGUUGUCGAUGCGUCAAUAAUGCCGAAAAUUGUUCGCGGCAAUACGAACGCACCGACUAUUAUGAUUGCCGAAAAGGCCAGCGAUAUGAUUAAGAAAGAUUGGAAGAGGAAAAUUAUGGCUUGGAUACCGGGACCACAAUUUCAAGAUUUGUGUGAUUUAGGUGAAAAAUGUACCAAUUGUCCAUCGCAGACUAUAAUGUUCGUAACAAUUCUGUCGAUUAUAUUCGGACAAUCGAGAGACAAAAAAUCGCCCCGUAAACUACCAAGUGAAUUAGAUUUUAUAAUUGUCGGAGCUGGUUCAGCGGGUUGUGUAUUAGCUAAUCGUUUAACCGAAAUCGAAAAGUGGAAUGUUCUCCUUUUAGAAGCUGGUGGGGAAGAAUUGAAAAUUAAUGAACUGCCAUCGGCGCCUUUUAUUCUGCACAACAGUAAUGUUGAUUGGAAAUAUAAAACUGAACCAGAAAAAUAUUCAUGUCAAGCUAACAAUGGCUGUCUUAUGCCGCGUGGUAAAGUAAUGGGUGGUACGAGUUCCACCAAUGGAUUAUUAUAUGUAAGAGGAUCCCCUUCAGAUUAUGAUGAAUGGGCCAAAUUGGGUAACAAGGGUUGGAAUUCCAAGGAAGCACUGCACUAUUUCAAAAAAUCCGAAAAUAAUCGAGAUGAUAAUAUUAUAAAAGCAAAUCCAAAAUAUCACAAUAAAGGUGGAUAUCUAGGAGUUGAAAAAUGUCGAUACAACGAUACAAAUGCCCAACUAUUAGCAAAAGCCUGGCAAGAAUUAGGUUACGACUACAUUGAUGUGAAUGCCGAUAAACAAAUUGGUGUAAUGAUCCUACAAACAACCUCACUUAAUGGAAGGCGACAAAGUACGAAUGAUGCUUUCAUCCGACCGAUUAGAGAGAAACGAAAAAAUCUUUUUAUUGAAACAGAAGCAUUCGUCACAAAAAUCAAAAUAGAUCCAAAAACGAAAAGAGCUAUCGGCGUCGAAUACACCAAUAAGGACGGAAAACAAAAAACACUAACAGCACGAAAAGAAGUAAUUAUAUCAGCCGGUACAAUAAAUUCUCCAAAAUUGCUAAUGAUCUCCGGAAUCGGACCCGAGAAAGAAUUAAAGAAGCACAAUAUAAAUAUUUUGAAAAAUCUCUCAGUUGGUCGAAAUCUUCACGAUCAUGUGACAGUUGGUGGACUGCAGAUUAAACUAAACAAGACAUCGACAAAAAAGAGUCUGAAGAGAAGAAUUCAGGACCUCGAGUUGUACAUGAAGAAUCAAUCUGGUCCCCUUGCUGCUAACGGUCCUCUCUCAAGUGCCGCCUUCAUCAGAACGAAAUUCGAAAAAAAUCAACAAGUUCCAGAUUUAUCGUACAAUUUUGCACCCUUUGAUAGCAGUGAUAAAAUGACAACAUCAAAUUCCUACGAUUCAAUAGUCGUAAUACCAUUUGUCUUGAAUCCAAAUAGUCGAGGAACAAUAACGCUAAAUUCCUCGGAUCCAAUUUGGGGAGCUCCUAUAAUUCGUCAAGGAUUCUUCACCAAGAGUCCGGAUCGUGAACGUCUCUUGAAGGGAAUAAGAAUUUUUCUCCAAUUAUUUAAGACAAAAACUUUCCAGGAAAAUGAAAUGACACUCGAUGAAACACCUUGGCCUCUCUGUAAACAAUUUUCAUUUAAUAGCGAUGAUUAUUGGUUCUGUAUGAUGAAACAAUACACGGAAACUGAUUAUCAUCCGGUGGGCACUUGUAAAAUGGGUCCAAAAUCCGAUAGGGAAGCUGUUGUCGAUCCUAGAUUACGAGUCUACGGAAUAAAAGGACUGAGAGUUGUCGAUGCGUCAAUAAUGCCGAAAAUUAUUCGCGGCAAUACGAACGCACCGACUAUUAUGAUUGCCGAAAAGGCCAGCGAUAUGAUUAAAAAAGAUUGGCUUUCAUGGUGGAGUAAAAUUCGUUCUCUUCUCAUUCGGAAUUGACAUUCUUUAGAAAGUUGAAUUAACAAUUAAAAAUUUCUACAGGGUUGCUGGAAAAAUUUACUUUUGUUUUUCCCUGACUUUUCCCUGAUUUCCAAAUAGAAUUUUAACAUUUUUUCUGAUUUCUCUAACAGUCUUCAUACUUGA
Messenger RNA from Leptopilina heterotoma, 2875 nucleotides. RefSeq names its product glucose dehydrogenase [FAD, quinone]-like. The coding region runs from base 44 to 2731 and encodes 895 amino acids. The record is from RefSeq and is a predicted model, not a curated record. Gene Ontology annotation, molecular function: oxidoreductase activity, acting on CH-OH group of donors; flavin adenine dinucleotide binding. Lineage: Eukaryota; Metazoa; Arthropoda; Insecta; Hymenoptera; Figitidae. The transcript is spliced from 9 exons.